This is a messenger RNA of Anopheles merus, 3113 nucleotides long. RefSeq lists its product as uncharacterized. The coding region runs from base 2158 to 3018 and encodes 286 amino acids. Lineage: Eukaryota; Metazoa; Arthropoda; Insecta; Diptera; Culicidae. The transcript is spliced from 6 exons. The record is from RefSeq and is a predicted model, not a curated record.
GUGCACCACCAUAUGAUUAUAUGGGUUUGUUCGUGUCGGAUGUCGUGUUUGAUUGCUGCUAGAGCGCCGCCUAAGAUGAUCGAAAGCGUGGUGUAUUGAUCUGUAUGUAAUUACUUGCUGCAAAAGAAAAAUGCACCAAGCAGAUAAUAUAGUAGACCCCUCACGUAACUCUAGUAAAUAAGAACAUGUUGCAAUAACAGAUAUGUUGCACUUAUUAUUUGCAUAUAUGUUGAGAAAAAAUUAAUACAAAACUCAAUCCAUUUAUAAUUGAAAACCUUGCACAGCUUAUGUGUAUUUGAGAUAUGAUUUAUGAAUUCCAUGGUAUUUAAUAAUUUAAAAUAAAUAAUAUUCAAGUGAAUAAAUUAAAACCAAACAACACGUUGGGCUCUGUAAUUACAGGACAUCUCCACUGAAAUGAUAUCUUUAAACAAGAUCAUUUUGUAGAAAAUACGGUCAAAGCCGCAAUAGUGUUAAUUUGAAAAAAAAAUCAAAAUUUAUAACCAUGUAUAAAUCUCAAUUGAACAAACCUCUCGUACGGUGUAUACGGUGUAGUGAAGCAAAAUAUAUUCAGUUUUGUUCAAUAAUGUUCUAAUAGAUGUUCCAUACAGAUCGUGACGCAACAAGUAGUCGUAAUAGUCUUCUAUAAUACAGGUAAGUAUUUAAUCCAAAACAGGUAUAAAAUAUAGAUUAUGUGUUUUGAAUUCCCGCAAAUUAUAAGAGAUUCGUUCAAUGUGAAUGUUGCGCUUGAGCUGUAUGCCAUUGUGUUAAAAACAAACAUAAAUGGUUAAUAAGUCUAUGAAAACUAUGGUCAGCAUGAACAAACACACACAAUGUUAGAAUUUAUAUUGUUUCCCACAGCAAAUUGUAUUGCCAAUGUCAUGGUUUUAUUUGAAAUGACCUAGCCAAAAUUGUAUGAACAAUUCACACGCUCGAUUUGUGCACAGUGAGCAGUCUCCUGGAUCAAAUUAAUAAUAACAAUUAUUGUUACUAUUUUUUUUGUAGCCAACGAUUUAAAUUACAAAAACCAAAAUAUUUUUUUUUUCAAAUAUCUAUCUAAAAGGUCUUAUCGUAUCUUUAAUAUAGAUUAUGCUAUUGUGUUUCAAAAUGAUGUUACAAAUGGUACAAUUUACAAUGUUUUCCCUUAGUAUGAUUAACUUGCCAAACCGCAAUUGCUUCUCGAUUGCUGCAAAUGCAAACACUCAUGCUAUCAUCAUUACUCUUGAUUACAUUAAACGCCCUUUCACGAUGGAUGAGUUUGAAGCAUAAGUUCUUAAUGUAGUCGCAUUCUUGACGUGUGUUUUAUCAAAUCGGAACGUUUUGCAGGAGUUGUGGUAUAUUUUAUAGCAGCGCUUAAAGCUUAUGCUAAGAGCAGCCAAAACGAAACUUUACUGUUGCAAACGAACGCCGGUAGACGGGAUGAAGGCACAAUAAAAUGUGAUAAUAAGAGUAAAUGAAUGAGUGAGUGCGUGAGCUCGCAUGGGAAAAAGAGGAAGAGGCACAAUUCCAUCUGAUCUACUGCUUCCAGACCGGCUAGCGGCCAGCCAGCCAAGUCAGCUAGCCAGCCAGCCAUGCAAGAUAUGGAAGAUGGAGCAGAUCGUUGAAAACGGUGCGUAAAAUGGAUAACGAAAAAACACUUAAAAGCUCUGCAAAAUGUGAGCAUGGUGAAGAAAAAGAACGAGACACCGUAAAGAAAGAAAGAAAAAAAAACACAUCCGUGGUAACAAAAAGGCCUCCAAAACAGUGAAACGUAGCAUAUUUCAUUGGCAGCUUGUUUACCGCAAAGAUAGCACGUGCUGCGUUGAUGCUGUCUGAAUACAGUUUUUGGUCAGGUGCUUAGAUUUGAAGAUCGGUCGAGCACGGUGCAAAAGGAUCAUCAUCUGCAACAGAGUGUGAAGACGCCAAACCCGGAAAACUCACGUGUACACUGCCCUUAGUUUUCUUAACUGACCGAUUCACAGGUUGCACAGCUCUUGGAUGUUUUCCGGAUCGAGUGUUUCAAACAUUGUGCGUCCUAUUUACGAAUUCACCGGCAAUGCAAUUUAUAAAUGAAGCAAAAUAUAUUCAGUUUUGUUCAAUAAUGUUCUAAUAGAUGUUCCAUACAGAUCGUGACGCAACAAGUAGUCGUAAUAGUCUUCUAUAAUACAGGUAUAAUUAAAAAUGUUCCCGAAAAAAUUAAAGCAAAGUGGAUUGCUUUAUAAGAAAGCCGCAAAGCUGGAAGAACAGCUUGAGAAAGAGUGGGCACUGCAGGAUGAUCACGCCGGACCGAGCAACCAAUCACCGGUUGUGCAAUCUGCUGAAGAUGUUGCUAUGAGUGACCCCUAUGAAGAGCCUAUGGCGUCUAUGGAAGAGGAGUAUUUGAACGAAAACGGUGACGAUGACCACCGUAUCAGCGAUGAAGGAUCCAUCCACAACGAAGAUACCGACGGCGAAGAGUAUUUGGAGGAAGAGUAUUUGGAGGGAGAGUUUUUGGAGGGAGAGUUUUUGGAGGAGGCGAGCCUGGAAAUUGAUCCAGAAAGCGCGAAGCUACGAGACUCUUUGCGAACUUGGUUGAUUCGCAAUAAAGUUGCUCGUAGCGGAAGCAAUAGUUUACUUGCAAUACUGCGAAAAGCGUCUUCUCUUUCUGCUUUUUCAUCUCUUCCGCAGGAUGUUAGGACAUUACUGAAAGCUCCGGUGAACGUCAGCCAGCAGAUAACUAAGGUUCCAGGUGGAGGUGAAAUGUGGUAUCAAGGCGUUGAAUGUUGUUUUCAGCAUUAUUUCCGUGGCGUGGACGUAUCAGAAGAUGAAUUUGAGCUGAAUCUUUCAGUGGAUGGAAUACCCAUUUAUAACCGCAGCGCUAUACAGAUGUGGCCUAUACUGAUGCAGUUGCACAAUAUGCCAAAUGUUCCGCUUAUAAUGGUAGGGAUAUUUUGCGGCACUUCAAAACCAUGCUAUGUUGAGCCUUUCCUGAGACCUUUAGUGGAGGAACUUAAUAGGCUACAUCAGAGGUUUGCUACUACAACGGAGUACACGGGUGCUUAAAGUGUAAAUGCUGUGAAACUUCCCUUCUUCUUCUUCUUCUUUGGCACAACAACCGCGGUCGGUCAAGGCCUUCCAGUACCCACUAAUGAAGUGAG